Messenger RNA from Equus caballus (horse), 5297 nucleotides. RefSeq names its product nuclear transcription factor, X-box binding 1 (gene NFX1). Gene Ontology annotation, biological process: negative regulation of transcription by RNA polymerase II. The record is from RefSeq and is a predicted model, not a curated record. Gene Ontology annotation, molecular function: zinc ion binding; DNA-binding transcription factor activity, RNA polymerase II-specific; RNA polymerase II transcription regulatory region sequence-specific DNA binding. Lineage: Eukaryota; Metazoa; Chordata; Mammalia; Perissodactyla; Equidae. Gene Ontology annotation, cellular component: nucleus.
CAGGCCGCGCAAGCUCCGUGGCCCGUCUACCGGGCGCGCAAUUGCGAAUAUUGUCGCCGCGCCGGAAGUCCAGAGCACGUGACCGGGUGACAGCGUUCGCUCGGCUGCAGGGCUCGCUUAAGGUGUUGCGGCACGGGAUGGCGGAGGCGCCUCCUGUCUCAGGUACUUUUAAAUUCAAUACGGAUGCUGCUGAGUUCAUUCCUCAGGAGAGAAAAAAUUCCGGUCUAAAUUGUGGGAGUCAAAGGAGACUAGAUUCUAACAGGAUUGGUAGAAGAAAUUACAGUUCACCACCUCCCUGUCAGCUUUCCAGGCAGGUCCCUUAUGAUGACAUCUUGGCUGUUCACCAGCACAGUUAUCACCCUUCAGGAAGCAAACCUAAGAGUCAACAGACUGCUUUCCAAACCUCUGCUUCUAAUAAAUCAUUCAAGAGCCAUGGCCUUCAGAAUCAACCUUGGCAGAAAUUGAAGAGUGAAAAGCAGCAUGUCAGAGCCAAGAGAACACAAAGUCUCACUGACCAGACCUCAGAUGUGGCUGGCGUAGAAAGUGUGGCCCGGUCAGAGAGUGGGACAGACCCCAGAGAGCACAGCCCUUCUGAGAGCGAGAAGGAAAUUGUCGGCGCAGAUCCCAGGGGAGCAAAACCCAAAAAAGCAACCCAUUUUGUGUACGGCCAUGGUAGAGGACCAAAAGUGAAGGGGAAACUCAAAAGUGAGUGGGGUAACAGAAUGACUCCAAAACCAGAGGAUGCCGGACCUGAGAACGCCAAACCCCUGGGGAUCAUCCACCCUGACUCUUCAGAUGCAUCUGUUAGAAAAGGAGUAUUAGACGGGUCUGGGGCCAGACGCAAUGAGCAGAGAAGAUACCCACAGAAAGGGCCUCCUUGGGAAGUGGAAGGGGCCAGGCCACGACCAGGCAGGAAUCCACCAAAACAGGAUAGCCAGCGACAUACAAAUGCAGGACCCAGAAACAGCAUGGCCCCCAUUCCAAAGGAUAAUGUUAAUGAAAGACCACCAAAAUCUGCCUGUGACAGUGGGAACUUGGCAGUCGUCAAGUCGUCCAGAAGGGUUGGUCCAGAGAAAUGCACCGUGAGGAGGCAGGAUCCUCAAGUAGCAUCUUUCCCCCGAGGCAAACAGAACCACGUCCUAAAGAACAUGGAAACACACACAGGUUCUCUUAUUGAACAGCUAACUACAGAAAAAUAUGAGUGCAUGGUGUGCUGCGAACUGGUUCGCGUCGCGGCCCCGGUGUGGAGCUGUCAGAGCUGCUAUCAUGUGUUCCAUUUGAACUGCAUAAAGAAGUGGGCAAGGUCUCCGGCAUCGCAGGCAGACGGCCAGAGUGGUUGGAGGUGCCCUGCCUGUCAGAACGUUUCUGCACAUGUUCCUAAUACCUACACGUGUUUCUGUGGCAAGGUAAAGAAUCCUGAAUGGAGCAGAAAUGAAAUUCCACAUAGUUGUGGUGAAGUUUGUAGAAAGAAACAGCCUGGCCAGGACUGCCCACAUUCCUGUAACCUUCUCUGCCAUCCUGGACCUUGCCCACCCUGCCCUGCCUUUAUGACUAAAACGUGUGAAUGUGGACGGACCAGGCACACAGUUCGCUGUGGUCAGGCUGUCUCCGUCCACUGUUCUAACCCAUGUGAGAAUGUUUUGAACUGUGGUCAGCACCAGUGUGCUGAGCUGUGCCAUGGGGGUCCGUGCCAGCCUUGCCGGAUCAUAUUGAAGCAGGUUUGCUACUGCGGCAGCUCCUCCCGAGAUGUGUUGUGUGGAACAGACGUAGGAAAGUCUGAUGGAUUUGGGGACUUUGGCUGUUUAAAGAUAUGUGGCAAGGACUUGAAAUGUGGGAGCCAUGCGUGUUCUCAAGUGUGCCACCCUCAGCCCUGCGCGCCGUGCCCACGGCUCCCCCCCCUGGUGCGCUGUUGCCCUUGCGGGCAGACUCCUCUCAGCCAGUUGCUAGAACCUGGAAGCAGUGGUCGGAAGACGUGCAUGGACCCCGUUCCUUCAUGUGGAAAAGUGUGCGGCAAGCCUCUGCCUUGUGGUUCCUUAGAUUUCAUUCAUACCUGUGAAAAGCUCUGCCAUGAAGGAGACUGUGGACCAUGCUCUCGCACAUCAGUCAUUUCCUGCAGAUGCUCUUUCAGAACAAAGGAGCUCCCAUGUACCAGUCUCAAAAGUGAAGAUGCUACAUUUAUGUGUGACAAGCGGUGUAACAAGAAACGGUUAUGUGGACGGCAUAAAUGUAACGAGAUAUGCUGUGUGGAUAAGGAGCACAAGUGUCCUUUGAUUUGUGGGAGGAAACUCCGUUGUGGCCUUCAUAGGUGUGAAGAACCGUGUCAUCGCGGGAACUGCCAGACGUGCUGGCAAGCCAGUUUUGAUGAAUUAACCUGCCACUGUGGCGCAUCAGUGAUCUACCCUCCAGUGCCCUGUGGUACCAGACCCCCCGAGUGUACCCAGACCUGCGCCAGAAUCCAUGAGUGCGACCAUCCAGUGUAUCAUUCCUGUCACAGUGAGGAGAAGUGCCCCCCUUGUACCUUCCUGACUCAGAAGUGGUGCAUGGGCAGACACGAGUUACGAAGCAACAUCCCCUGUCACCUGGUUGAUAUCUCUUGCGGAUUACCCUGCAGUGCCACACUACCGUGUGGGAUGCACAAGUGUCAGAGACUCUGUCACAAAGGAGAGUGUCUUGUGGAUGAGGCCUGCAAACAGCCCUGCAGCACCCCCAGAGCUGACUGUGGCCACCCCUGUAUGGCGCCCUGCCACCCCAGCUUACCCUGCCCCGUGACUGCUUGUAAAGCUGAGGUAGAGCUGCAGUGCGAAUGUGGACGAAGGAAAGAGAUGAUGAUUUGCUGUGAAGCAUCCAGUACUUAUCAAAGAAUAGCUGCUAUUUCCAUGGCCUCUAAAAUAACAGACAUGCAGCUUGGAGACUCAGUGGAGAUCGGCAAGUUAAUUACGAAGAAGGAAAUUCACCAAGCCAGGCUGGAGUGCGAUGAGGAGUGUUCAGCCUUGGAAAGGAAGAAACGGUUAGCAGAGGCGUUUCAUAUCAGCGAAGAUUCUGAUCCUUUCAAUGUACGUUCUUCAGGGUCAAAAUUCAGUGACAGUUUGAAAGAAGAUGCCAGGAAGGACUUAAAGUUUGUCAGCGACGUUGAGAAGGAAAUGGAAGCGCUUGUGGAGGCCGUGAACAAGGGGAAGAAUAGUAAGAAGAGCCACUCCUUCCCUCCCAUGAACAGAGACCACCGCCGAAUCAUCCACGACCUGGCCCAAGUGUAUGGCCUGGAGAGCGUGAGCUACGACAGUGAGCCGAAGCGCAACGUCGUGGUCACGGCAGUCAGAGGGAAGUCCAUUUGUCCUGCUACCACGCUGACAGGUGUACUUGAAAGGGAAGUGCAGGCCCGGCCUCCACCACCGAUUCCUCACCACAGACAGCAGACAGACAAGAAUCCUGGGAGCAGUAAUUUACAGAAAAUAGCCAAGGAGCCAGUAAUUGACUACUUUGAUGUCCAGGACUAAGAGGAUCAGGAUCCCCUCACAUGAAAGAGUAAUGAGGUGUGGGGCAGACUCGCCUGCUGGCAGAUAAGGCAUGCUCGUUCCAGCUGCCUGGGAGACUGACAGCCUUGCCUCCUGUCUCAGACAAAUACGUCCAGAGCCUGAGUGUGUCGGAGUCCCCUGCUCCUCUGUUCCCUCUGUAUAAAGUAUUUCCGUGUGGCCAGAUGUCUGACUGGACAGUCACUGGCGAUGCCAUCAUGUUUUUGCAGAGGCUUCUCACGUCAUCACUGAUUGCUCGGAGGGUUGGGGCAACCUUGGGCUUGAUCUGGACAGACCAGAAUUUUAGCCUGAAAAUGGCACUUAGAGCCCAGUUGUCCCAGUCAUGCAUCCUCCUCCUGAAAAUGCCUGCAACGCCUGGUGCACCUCGCCGCCUUCAUCCAGAUUCAUCGCGGUCUUUAGAAAGACACAAGCGAACUUCUCAGUCCUUAAAGCAAACACUGAAUUGGCACACUAUAUCCCGAAGCACCCAGGUUGUGUUAGACCCGGCUGUCUCGUCUGAGUCUGUGGCCAAAACCUCUCACAGGUUUGUCUAGCUGAACUGUUUUAGUGGUUCUCAGUACCAUCAGUUCUAACCUAGGAGAGGGGCCAGGUUGCUUUACAGAGUUCUGUUUUCCAGAGUCCGGGGGCUGCCUCAUACCACAUCACUGAGCCUGUCUGGUCACAGACAUGAGCUGUCCACCAUGAUGGUGGAGGACGUAAGGCAGCUGCACCUCCUACACAGGGUCACACGGUGGCCUCUGUGUGCUGAGCAGGGUAGCCCUAACUCCUCUGUGUUGGAGAGGGUCUCAGGUAGACUUGCCCUUCCUCUGUUGCUCUCUCCCAGGCCUGCAGCAGCCGUGUUGGCUCUCCCUGUCUCUGAGCUCUGGACUUCUGUUUGAAUGUUCCCAAAAAAGGUGGACAGUCAUGGCUUAUCUCAGCAGCCUGCUGGGAGCAUCCCACAGGCUCCUUCAAGGCAGGUGCAGCGACAGUUACAUGAGUUGGCCCUCUUUGCAUUGGCAUCUCCAGCACGGGGGCCAGACUGCCAGCAGCUGCCGCUGCUCCAGAACAAGCCACAAGCCCAGAGCAACAGAAGGAGACUUGAGAAGUGACGUCACAAAACCAGCACUUAACAUUCAUAGGAAGAGCAGGGCAGCCGUUUGGUCCUGACCUAGACAAUCUGCCUUGAAAGGCAUCGGGUACAGCAGGGAGAAGAGGCAACCGGAGGGAAGAGACAGAAUGCAAAACCACCUUUGUCUGGGCCCUUUCAGCAAGGGUCAGCGGCCCCAGACACAGCGGGCAGCCCAUGAGCAUCCGUUACGUCUUUGAGGCGGUGAGCUCAGUGGGUGAGCUGUACCCUGAGAGCAUCUCAGGAGCAGCAGGAGGUGGGAUGUCUGAUCUCAGAUCCCAGCUCUGCCACCCAGCUUGCUGCCUGGUGGAAUGGAGGUGUCACGUUCCUCACCAGAGUCGUGGUGAGGACUAAAUGAGAACGCACGUGGAGGGGCCUGAUCCUGGGUGCUGAAACUUUAUAAAAAUGAUACUUGAGACGUGGAAAAUACGUAAACGUCUUCUUCCCCCACAUUGCUAGAGCGCUGCCCACGCCUCUGCUGGUGCGUGCCCGCCCACCUGUCCCGCGCCAGCCCGCACGAGCAUGUGCGCGGCAGAGUGACCUGUUCUUUUAUCGUUCGUAGUCCAGGGAGGGACGCACACCUGAGCAAAUAUUUGUAAUGGAAUUGGUUGGUCUGGCCCAAGUAGGUCAUUAGUCUGUUAUUAAAAGCUGAGGAGCCGUCA